ACUGUUGCCCCGUUAAGGGAUAAUUAACGACGUUAAAAGUUUCUAUGUAUACACUUGAGUUUUAAAUGGCGCGGCGAUGUUAUGGAUCUACAUCUGUUGUUGCUUUUUUAAUGGUUUGUGCAGCCCUUGUAAGUGUUAUUAAUGUAGGGCAAUUAAGUGUCUUUCUUAGAACGAAACGGCAUACUGCUUAUGGGCCGGAUACCGGUUUAUAUUCUAUAGGAUAUACAUUAAGAGGAAAUUUGUCUAUGGAAUCUUGUCAGGCUGUUCCAGAUUCACUUGUAGGAAAACUUAACAUUGACCUUGGGGCGGCACUAAAAUCUCCAACGCCUUCGAAACACCAGGAUAUGUUGCCAGGUGGCGCAUGGAGUCCGAAGAGCUGCGUAUCUCGGCAACGGAUAUCAAUCAUCAUACCUUUUCGUGACAGGCAGGCACAUUUGGACAUUUUAGUAUACAAUCUUGUUCCGGUAUUGAAACGACAAAAAGUUGCCUUCCGGAUAUUUGUGGUAGAACAGUUUGGUAACAAAACCUUCAACAAAGGUCGGCUAAUGAACAUCGGGUUUACGGAAGCGCGGAAGCACGAUGAGUUUGACUGCUUCAUCUUCCACGACGUCGAUCUCAUACCGGAAGACGACAGGAAUAUGUACACGUGCUCUGAUAACCCUCGUCACAUGUCCCCGGCCCUGGAUAAGUUUAAUUAUACAAUGCUGUACAAGAGUCUGGUGGGUGGGGUACUCAGCUUCCGGGAUAAACAUUUCACCAAAGUAAAUGGCUAUUCGAACCUUUACUGGGGCUGGGGUGCUGAGGAUGACGAUAUGCACAAAAGACUUUCAGCCUCGAAGUUAAGUGUUGAACGGCCCUCAAUUACUAUUGGACGGUAUACAAUGAUAAAACACGACAAAAAAGAUGUUUCCUCAGUCAGAUUGAGCCUGUUAAAAACAUCGACAACACGAUACUUAAAAGACGGCCUCAAUACUUUGGAGUACAAAUUGGUUGAAACCCGGCUUGAGAAGUUGUGGACACGUAUAAUAGCGAAUGUGGGCGAUCCCCCGAAAAAUCAGACCGAGAAUCCGCUUUGAUAACAUAGAAGUUCUCGAAAUAGUAUUACAAAUAUUUUGGAUUUGUUUCCUGUGCCAUUUAACAUUGUGACACAACUGUCACCUAUGGUACUUUAAUGACUUCUUUUUCUGUAUUUUUACUCUACCUUUAAAUAUUUUGACCUCACUGCCUUUAACAUUGUCAGCUCACUUUAAUAACUUUGUUUUCUGUUGUUGAUUUUAUUUCUAUGCCUUUAAUCAUUAUUGCCCGACUUUUACCUAUGAUUCUGUUAUAUCUUGUUUUCCGAUAGUCCUUGCAGUUUCAAAAUAUUUAUUUGCGUCAUGCAAAGGCUAUUGUGAAGGUAUUUAAUAUCAAACCUUUUUCAAUCCUAUUGUCAGUCUUCAUUGAACGAACGAAGCAUAUGCUGGUUAAUGCUACUGCGCAAUCCGAUGGACUACAAGUAUCUUAGAUCUAAUUAAGACUAAUAUUUAAUACUACCGUGCUUUUCGAUCCCUCUUAAACGUUAACAACUGACCUCCUUAAUCAAAUGCAAAAUAAAAAGCAUAAAAGCAUUAAACGACCAAAAAUUUACACCUCAACUUUCAUUCCUUAAAUGAACUGCCUUUCGGCAAUUGCGUUUAUCAGCCGAUGGACGCAACAUCUUCGGAUAUGUUCG
Molecule: messenger RNA, 1711 nt
Organism: Mya arenaria
Lineage: Eukaryota; Metazoa; Mollusca; Bivalvia; Myida; Myidae
Product: beta-1,4-N-acetylgalactosaminyltransferase bre-4-like
Exons: 6
Coding region: 66-1076 (336 amino acids)
Biological process (GO): carbohydrate metabolic process; glycosphingolipid biosynthetic process
Molecular function (GO): N-acetyl-beta-glucosaminyl-derivative 4-beta-N-acetylgalactosaminyltransferase activity
Source: RefSeq, a predicted model, not a curated record